ACGAAGAAGAAGAGGCAGGAAACCGACGAAGUCACAGGACAGCGGUGAACUAUGCUUUCCCUCAUUAAAACGUCUUGUGUUUAUUCGCAGAUAUGUCACCUGGCGAACACACAGCUCAGCAUGGUGACACCGCAGAGAAUCAGGAAUCUAUUUAUCCCGCUCGGGAGCUUGUCUCACCUUACGGGGGCACGUGCAUUUAGUACGCACACGCUGAAUCCCAUCUGUCACCCUGCAAACAAAUGGUUUAAGAGCAGAGUUGAUGGUGAUAGGUGGAGGAAAAACAUCCAUCUGAUGUCACCGAGGCUGGAGAAAGCCACCCCAGUGCAGAUAAGUGAGCUGUCUGAAGCAGCAUAUGAGAAGCUGGCAGACGAGACGUUGGAUGCUCUAUCUGACUAUUUUGAAGACCUGACAGAUGAAGCUUUCACUGGAGAAGACUACGAUGUUGUUUUCUCUAGUGGUGUGUUGACAGUGAAGGUGGGUAGGGAUCAUGGUACCUACGUCAUCAACAAACAGACACCAAACAGACAGAUCUGGCUCUCUUCUCCCACUAGUGGACCAAAGCGCUACGACUGGACAGGUGAACGUUGGGUGUACACUCAUGAUGGUAUGAGCCUCCACCAGCUGCUUUCGAAAGAGUUUUCCAUCAUCUUUAAUAAAAACAUGGACUUAUCUGAGCUGCCCUAUUCCUGAGCUCCCACACCUCCUCAUGACCUGCCUACCUACAGUAUCACUACUACAACAUGUGACACAACUAUUCGAUUAUAUUGGAGCCAAAGACACAGAGUAUAUAUUUACAACUCCACAAUAACCCAUCAACUGUAGCCUUUAGGAGAGCAGUUGUAUAUAAUGAGCGAUGUAUAUGUGUGAGCCGUUCUGUUUAUGUUCUAUAAGUGUAUUGCACAUUUGUAUUUCUUGGUGAUUUUAUUAAAUACUUGGGAAAAAAGUUCA
This is a messenger RNA of Epinephelus fuscoguttatus (brown-marbled grouper), 948 nucleotides long. RefSeq names its product frataxin (gene fxn). Lineage: Eukaryota; Metazoa; Chordata; Actinopteri; Perciformes; Serranidae. Gene Ontology annotation, molecular function: iron chaperone activity; ferric iron binding; 2 iron, 2 sulfur cluster binding. Gene Ontology annotation, biological process: iron incorporation into metallo-sulfur cluster; intracellular iron ion homeostasis. The transcript is spliced from 6 exons. The record is from RefSeq and is a predicted model, not a curated record. The coding region runs from base 52 to 690 and encodes 212 amino acids. Gene Ontology annotation, cellular component: mitochondrion.